CUGAACAUUCAGUGGUUUUUAGUUGCUCGUAACAAACGGACGGUGAAUGAUAUUUUUCUAUUAAACAUAAUGAUUCGAUCGGAAUUCGAAUGAAUUAAGUGUAAUUGACCAAAACUAAAAAAAAUCGAUUUUUGAUUUUGCCAAAUUAAAUUAAGUGUUUGAGACAAUUGCAAAGAAAUUGGUAGUUUUGAAUCCCAUUUAUAAAACAGUCGUGUGAUACGAAAAGGUGCUGUGAUUUUAACUAUCCUUGACAUAACAAUCCCGAUUGAGAGAGAGAAAAAAGUUCUUCCGUUUUUAAGUCGUGAAUAUUUAAGAAAUUUUAAGAAAAACAAACGAAUUUAAAAGAAAAUGACUGCCGAAUCACUGAAAUCUUUUAUAUCCUUACCGAGCCAUGGCUCACAGUGCAGUAACAAGCGUUAUGCUAAUGGCAAUAAAAUGCGAUUAACAAUUUUUGCGGUUUUUAUGGUGUUGUUUUGCUGUGCUAUACUCGGCUUGGAGAUAUGGAACACGAUACGAACGACACAACUUGCACAAGAAGUGGAUCAAUUAAGAAAUGCAUUAGACGAAAUGAAACAUCGCAUUGGAUUUGAUGCUAUGGAAGAUUUGGAGGAUUUCGAAAAUUCGUACGAUCACACAGCAGUGAUGCCCGAACCGAACGAAGAGGGCUCGUUCGGAGCAUUCGAUGAAACCGAUGACGAAGAAUUUUACGAGGAUGAUGAUUUAGAGGGAAGCAGCGAUUUCGAUCCGGAUGAUUACGAAAUUGACGAGAAUAAUAUGUACGACGACAAUGCAGGCAAAAGGAAUGUACGAUCAACGUCUAUACAUGGUGUUCCGAUUGUCGAAGAAUCAUAUGCAUUGAAACGUAACAGAACCAAUCCAAGGGUGGACGAUGAAAUUAGUAGGUUACUGUUGGGCAAAAAAAGACCAGCAUUGCGACACGAUUGGAAUGAUGGAAGAACACCUUCUGCACACAAUCUACCAGCAUAUCAUCAUAAUUCAUUCCCCAAGAAAUACCAACAGCAUCGUUCACCCCCAACAGAAUAUGUACAAUCGCCCUAUCGAAACCAUGCUAGUCGAACAUCAAAUGAACAUAAUUCACAUCAAUAUGCCAAUCAGCGUACAAAUCAACAGGAUGAUGUUGCCACUUCAUCCUACGGUGUAGGUGUACGAUCAGGUCGGGCCAUGCCCACAAACGAGGACAAAUCGAAAGCCUUUCGUCGAACUGUGAAAAAAAGUGAAUUCGCUAAAUUGAUGAGAAAAGGACGUACGGUGGAUAGCGCUGAAGUUGAAUCCAUCCAUUCGGGACCGAUUCAUAAACCUAAACGAGUAGGUCGAUCAGCAAAUCAGAAUCGUUUUAAGAGUAUAGCCAUCCAUUAUAGUGGUGACACAAGCAAAUACACCAAUGGAAAUAAUGAAAAUUACGAAGGUAAUGGUCGUUUGCGUCACGCUGGCGGAACAUACACCGACUGGGAAGCAUCACCAUGGGUGAAUAUUUUAUCCAUGGAUCGAUUCUUUAAAUUAGACAGAGGUGUCGUCACAAUUCAAGAGAACGGUCUCUACAACGUCUAUGCGCAGAUUUUCUACCAUGACGCUCACGAUACAAACGGAUUUGUUGUGCAGCAUAAUGCUCAAUCCUUCCUGCAAUGCACCACAAUGACACAUUCACACCAGCCAGUGAUCAAAAGUAAUACUUGUUUCACCAGUGGCGUUGUUUAUUUACGUAACGGUGAUACGAUCCAAUUGAACGAUUUGGGCAAUCAUCGGUACACAUUGUUCGAACCAGCGAAGAGUUUCUUCGGUAUAAUUAAGAUUGGCGAUGCUAGACCGUUGUUUGAGACGUUAGCAUAAAUGGAAGCUGAAUUUUGAAGUAUUUUUGUAAGUUAAGACGAGUAGACAAGAGAUCAUGAAUGAUAUCUGGAAAAGAUUGGUUUACGAAAUGUACAUCGGUUCUGCAAGUGAAAAUUGAUUCACUAACUGUCUGAAGAUCAUCGAAAAGUUAUGCGUGGCGUAAAGCAAUAUUGUGAGUUGGUCUUUGAACUUUAGCAACGAUCGAAAUUUUCCAGAUAUUUUUCAUGAACUUAUGAACUGUGGGAGCCUACUGCAUAGUUAUUAUGAUGAAUGUUUCGUAUGAAGUAAGUAAUUUGAUUACAAAAUUAUUAUUAUUUUUUUAUUUAUUUCAUUUUCGAUUAUUAUAUUUUUGUUAUAUAAAAAUAUGAUUUAAUCCUGACUCUUUCGUCUAAGAUGCCAUCGGUGUCCGAUUGCACACAACACAAUUGACCUAGAACUUGAACUAUUUGCUUCAUUUUAUGUAUGGAGACAAUCACUCACACAGAUAUGGAUGAAGAUCCUAAUCUUUUCGGGAUUAACAGUAUACAAUAGAAUCUUUUUUGGAAUUAAAAUUUAAUUUCCUCAGGAAUUACUUUUAUUUAACUCCAAAUUCGGAACCUAAUUACUAUUACUGAUCGGUAAACCUUAAUAUCAUCAUUGUUUGGUCCCAGUUUUAAUCCCUGAAUGAAUUAUAUUUCUUCAAUUCCUAGCUGGGUUUCAGAAUAUAAUUCCUAAAGAAUUACUUACAGUUGAAGGCAGUGAAAUUUCUGCAUGAAUUUGUCUCAAGUGUUUAUACGUCUUUAUACGGUUUUACCACUACCACACGAGUGUUUGUAUCAGCUUCAACCGUAGAAACAAGGAUAAACGGUUUUGAUUGUAUUUGUGGAUCAGCUGAAACAAAUUCAUGCUGAAAUUUCACUGCCUCCGACUGUACUAUUUGGAAGUAAUUCAAUUGUCUCUUGAAAUUGUCAUCUCAUUUUUAUCUGUGUACUCUAGAUCUACAGGAGAUAGGGACUUGUAAAAGUAGAAAACCUUUUAAAUAUACAUCGAUUAAAUCUCAAUUUUCAAGAACGACUCGUAAGGAUGUUCUUUUUCGGACGAGACCAUACGAGUGCUUUUAUAUUCUUAAAAUUGCAAAUGUCACCUUCAAAUUGCUCUUAUUUUCAAAUAAAAAUAGAAAAUUGUUUUUCCUGCAAUUACACUUCACUUAAAUGUCUCGUAAAUGGUCAAUGCUCUGGGUCAAUUCAAAUGUUUAUUUGUAGAUGAAAAGAUGAUAUAAAUUGCAAUGUGAACAAACAAACAAAAAUUUAUUUUUAAUAAACAAAAACAUUUUUUUUUAUAUUUUUAGUGAAUUAUGUAAUGUGCCAUUAUGUUAUCGUUUAGUUUUUAUUUAAUGCCAAUAAACUUUCGUAAUUUGUACAUAUAAAAAGCUUUGAUUGUAGUAAAAUUCUUAAUAAAUUUUUUUUAUAAACUUU
Messenger RNA from Bradysia coprophila, 3302 nucleotides. It is a transcript of the gene egr, whose product is annotated as TNF superfamily member 12 eiger. Gene Ontology annotation, biological process: immune response. Gene Ontology annotation, cellular component: membrane. Lineage: Eukaryota; Metazoa; Arthropoda; Insecta; Diptera; Sciaridae. Gene Ontology annotation, molecular function: receptor ligand activity; tumor necrosis factor receptor binding. The record is from RefSeq and is a predicted model, not a curated record.